Schistosoma spindalis is the source of this 2844-nucleotide messenger RNA. The record is from the annotation of a GenBank genome assembly. Lineage: Eukaryota; Metazoa; Platyhelminthes; Trematoda; Strigeidida; Schistosomatidae.
GAUUUGUCAAUAUGAACUAUGGUAAUCCAAAAAAUUCUGCUGCUAUUUUAGAAAAAAGUUUAACUAAACUACGUGGUGAUGUAAUUUGUAAUUUCAUUACUGUAUAUAAAUUUCUUUAGGUUAAUAUAGCAUCUUUUGCAUAUUUAUUUGUGGAGUUAGUCAAAUAUUCAAUGCGUAAUGUAUCCAGUAUGGAUCUUGUUCAGAAAAGAUUAUCAGAUUUUGGUAAAUCAGUUGGUGAACGUAUGUUAGAUGUUGUUUAUCUACGUGAAAAAUCAACAAAACGUGAUAUCAGAUUAUAUAAUGCAUUAAUAUUUUUAAAAUCAAAUUUUUGGAAAAAUUUAUUCAAUAAAGAAGCAGAUGAAUUAGAACGUGAUGGAGUCGAUGAAAAUCUAUUUUAUAUGAUUGAACAUGAACCGGUAGUGAAUCGUUUUACUCGAUUUACUUAUGAUGAAAAAGAUGAAAAACGUAAAACAUCUGCUCCAUUAAAUAUUGCAGCAUUUAAUGCUGGAAUUGUUGAAGCAUUCUUAUCAAAUAUUGGUUUUGUAAGUUAUUUACAUUGUAAACUUUUUGUUUUUAAUUUUCUAGAAUUAAUGGUUAUAGAAUUAUAUUUAAUAUAGAAGGUAACUUGUAUUGUAGUGGACAAGAACACAUAAGUAGGGACUAAUUGUUUAGGUGAUCCAGGAAAAGAAAGGUUUAGGAAACACUAAGAAGCAUUUCAUCCAAUCACCGUUCACUUGAAGUUUAUCCAGAAAUAUCAAGAAAGUGAAAAAUCACAUGUAGAGUUUCUGAUUGGCUGAUUACUAUACUGCUACUAAACAUAAUAGCAUUCCAAAAUCUUUGGGGAACCCAAGGACAUCUAAAAUACUAUAAAAACCCUAUAUUUUCUGUAUCAAAACAAACCUUUGGAUUAAAGUGCUUCUCACAUAUUUUGCGCCUUUUCUCUUGUGUUCAGGUUACUAUGUAUUUCUAGCUUGAGGGUUACGAGAAUAGCUUAGGAAUCGAAUAUAGCGUUCAAUUUACAAGACUUAUCACUAAUCAAAUGUAUCUCAACACAUGAUUACAGAACAUCAUAGUAAAAUCUGAGAACAAUGUAGUGAAUACUUUAUUUGCAAAAUAUCAAUCAGUUGUCUCAAACUUGACUGUUCCUUCAUUUACAUAUGAAUUACUUUCUGUUCCUAUUCUUUCCUCCUUGGUCUUCUGCUGCGAGACAUUCUUUUCCUGACUCGCGUUACAUACUACUUAUGCCGAUAUAAGUAACAUACACCACAUCAAUUAGUACCUCAGUGCCAAGCCCGCAUCGGAGUCCCCAGAACAGUACCCUUCCCCUCCUUCUGGUUGGUAGCAAUACUAUAUGUAGUGAACGAGAACACAAGUGGGGAUAAUUGAAUGUAUUUGAAUAAAAAAUUACAGGUCUUAGUAAAAUCUAAGAACCAUACAAUCAGUACUUCAUUUACAAAAUGUCAAUCAAUCAUCUCAGACUUGAUUGUUCUCGUUCUCUUUUCUUUGAUCUUCCCUACCCUUUUGCCUUCAGACACUUCACUUUCGGUUGAUGAUACAUACUACUUAUAUCUGUCGAUAUUAGUAGCACACAGCACAGUAUUACUGAAACAUUUCAGCUAAUAGAAAAAAUCAUAUAUUAACAUAUGAAAAAGUCAAAUUCAUAGCGUGGACAAGACAGUACUAUGGAGGAUUCUUCAACACUACGGUGUACCAAAGAAGAUAGUCAACAUCAUAUGGAAUUCUUAUGAUGGAUUAAACUGCGAAAUCAUGCAUGGAGGAUAGCUGAUGGACUCGUUCAAAGUAAAGACCGGUGUCAGGCAAUGUUGCUUAUUCCAACCCUCUCUCUUUCUCCUGGUAAUCGACGGGAUCAUGAAGAUGUCAACAUCUGGGGGAGAAGCAUGGGAUACCGUGAACAGCUGGACGAUCUAGACUUCGCAGAUGAUCUGGCUCUUCCAUCGCACACGCAACAACAAACGUAGAAGAUGACCAGUGCAGCAGCAGUUAGUUUCAACAUACACAAAGGGAAAAGCAGGAUUCUCCGAUACAACACAACAUGCGCCAAUCAAAUCAUGCUUCGCGGAGAAGCUUUGGAGGGUGUGAAAACCUUUAUAUACCUGGGCAGCAUCAUCGAUGAACACGGUGGAUCUGAUGCAAAUGUGAAAAUGAGGAUCAGCAAAGCAAAAGCAGCAUAUGUGCAAUUGAAGAACAUCUGGAACUCAAAUUCGGAAUUUUCAGAAUAAAUAUCAGGACGGUUCUACUGUACAGAACGGCAACUUGGUGACCUGCGAAUGCAAAUGUUCAUUAACAGUUGUCUGCACAAAACACUCCGGACCUGUUGACCAGACACUACCAGCAACAACCUACUGUAGGAGAGAACAAACCAGAUUCCAGAAGAGGAAUAAAUCAGAAAGAAGCGCUGGAAGUGGAUAGGACACAAAUUGAGGAAAGCACCCAACUGUGUCACAAAGCAAGUCCUCACUUGAAAUUGUCGAAGCCAAAGGAGAUGAGAAAAACCAAAGAACACACUACGCCGAGAAAUGGAGACAAACAUGAAAAGAAUGAACAAAAAUUGGAUUGAACUAGAAAGGAAGGCCCAGGACAGAGUGGGUUGCAGAAUGCUGGUCGGCGGCCUAUGCUCCAUUGAAGGUCACAAGCGUAAGUAAGUAAAUAAACAAGAAGGACAAGUUCUUUAUUGAAUCUGGGUUCAUUAACUCAACAACAACAAAAAAUGUAUGGUUUCUUAAGGUUGUUUAUUAAUUAACUGAUAGUUAACCGAAUGUCUGGAUAUUUCUCAUUUGGUUCUUUUUUUUUUUCUUAUAGCCUUGUACAGUUACGGCAACCUGG